Fusarium tjaetaba is the source of this 749-nucleotide messenger RNA. RefSeq lists its product as uncharacterized. The record is from RefSeq and is a predicted model, not a curated record. The annotation marks the transcript as partial. The transcript is spliced from 2 exons. NCBI's taxonomy places the organism in Eukaryota, Fungi, Ascomycota, Sordariomycetes, Hypocreales, Nectriaceae.
AUGGAAGUCGCACACGGUACAGUGGGUGCACCUUCCCUUCGACCUGAACAUGGCAUCAAGUUCAUUUUCCCUCCAACAACACCCUCUCAAAGCAAACUCUCAAAGCAAACCAGAAAAAUGGAAGCGCAACAAGAGCUUAAUGAUAUACUCAACUUUGAACAACUCGACCUCAUCCUCUCUUUCCUCUCUGACCCAGCGGGCGCAAAGGUCCUUCGUGAUCAAUUUGUGUCUGCCUGUCGUAUAGUGAAGGAAAAGCAAGAUGAGGCCGAAGCACUCCAUCGAAGUACCCAGAGCCAGUCGAAUCUUCUUGAAGCCAAGCUUAAGGAGUUUGAGACUGAGCGGGAAGCCUUCCAAGAGCAGAAGAACUUGGAGAUUGCGAAGCUCAAGACUGAGCAAGCCAAUCUCGAGAGCCUUGCUCAAAGCCUUGGUGAAAAGUUCCAUGACCUGACCGAACGUAUUAGCGAAGUGUCGGGAAGUGUGAACAAUUGCAAGAAGACCGUGGGAGAAAAGCUUCAAGGCUUUGAGGAUGUCAUCUCUGCUCGUGCUUCGGACCGAGAAGAGAACGUCAACCAAAGCUUGAAAGAUUUGUUUGCCUCGGUCCAACACAACACAGAUGACGUGUCCACAAUGAAGGAUAAGUCGGGUGAGAUGGCGACCGCCAUGGACUCUGUAAAAGAACACCAUGAGCGGAUCGAAACUUCCCUCAAAGCUGGUGUGACAAAGGAAAGCAUCGAGGACCAGAUUGGUCC